CAGAAGGAUGUGUCAAAAAUCAGAAAUAUUGGCAUCUCUGCCCAUAUUGAUUCUGGAAAAACCACACUCACAGAGAGACUUUUGUUUUAUACUGGAAGGAUCAGUCAGAUGCAUGAGGUGGGAAUAAUGCACUUUGAUUUGCCUUUAGAACUGCUUUCAACAUUACCAAUCCUACUUUGCAGGAUGCAUCUCACAUGUGGACCUCAUAAUAAUCUAGCUCACAGCAGAGUCUCUGUGACUCAGAAGUAGAGCAUCAAAGUGGUGAAUCUGAAGGUCUGAGGUUCUAUUCCUCAUGAGGACUCUAAAUUGUUUUUAGUCCCACGCUCAUGACAAGACAGAAAAAAAAAAUCUUUGCUGAUGGACUUUGAUGUAUGUUGUAACAGUUCAAAGCCAAUUUCCCAUGGGUUUUGAGUGAUUAUACUAAUAGUGAGUUUUGCUCUGUGGUAUCCUGUUGAAAUUUUUAUUGUAGUUCUUUUUCUCAAUGUGUGUUAUGGAUCAAAAUUUGCUUGAAGUUUAAGUGAUAUCAAACUUCUGUAGGUUGAUAGGAGUUCUGACAAGACCAAAAAAAAAAUUUUUGCUAAUGGAUUUUGAUACACAUUGUAACAGUUCAAAGUCAAUUUCCCAUGGGUUGUGUGUGAUUAUACAAAUAGUGAUUUUUGUCCUUUGGUUUCCAGUUAAGAUUUUUGAAAUUGAAAUUGAAAUUUACUGAAAUUUUAAGCAGUAUCAAACUUCCGUAGGUUGAUUAGAGUUCUGAUAAUAUCUCUGAAACAAAGACUUUGUUAAAAUCAGGUUGAUGUAGAUUCAGUUUAAACCACAACUUCUACAAUCAGGUAUUUCUAAGUAGCAAAGGUUUGACAACUUGCAAUAAUAAUAAUAUUAUUUGAUCACAUGGUCUGAUUGUCUGGGUUAGAGUAGGCCUGGAAAGGACUGUUGUGGGCAGUAGUGACUGAUGAUUUGACAACCUUGAUGGAAGUCAUCUCUUUCGUUAAAUGAUUAUGACUUCCUCUUGUUAUGGAUAGUGACUGUAGAAAUAAGUAUCAAGACAUUUUCUGGUAAGAAUGUUUUGUCAUGCUGAGAAGAAUGUCAUGGAACAUAAUAGAACAUUUUAUUAGGUCAUGUAGUCAUGAUGUAAUACCAGUCCACUGAAAUACCGUUAGUCAUGUUGUAAGUUUCUGGAAUGUUCUAGAAUACUUUGUAAAUGUCUAUAAGGAUGCAGUUGUGUAGUAGUAGUUGUUGUUGUCAGAAGUGAAUAACUGCUUGGACAGCUAUACAGAGAGAGAGAGGGCUACUGUGAAGAUUGUUUAGUUCAAGGAACUUUGGAGAAAAUUGUGAGUUUGUGUCAGUGGUGAGGCAAGACACAGAUUGUUGUGGGCUUAAGUAAGUUUAUUGAGGAUAAUUACUGUAUUUCCUGUAGGAUUUUCUCCGCAUUAAAAAUAUUAAAAGUUGUUUAACAAUGGGUUAAUAAAGUAGUGAGGUCUAUUGUAACACACUGGUAUUGUUAAAACUUGAGUCACUUUUACCAACAACAGUCCUUCAGGGAACCACUCUCACCAGUAUGAUCAGACUUCUUAUGACAAACAAAUGUGAAGAUACAAGAUACAUAAUCUCACUGUAGCUCAGAAGCAUUAAUACAGCAUAUCUCAGGUUUUUUUUAUACCUUAUUGACGAGAAACAAAUUCUUUGCUUAAGAAAGAUGCAUCAAUAUAUCCAUGAAUUAGAUUUGAUUGUUUGGUAUUCAUCCUUAUUUUCUAACCAGGUGCGAGGUAAGGACAAUGUAGGAGCCACUAUGGAUUCCAUGGAUCUGGAACGACAGCGAGGAAUAACCAUACAGGUUGGUAUUAAGUAACAGUACUAUGAUUUAUUUAAUUAACUACAGUUCAAGUGCAUGACAUUCAUAUAAUCACAGUCAUUUAUUGAUCACUAAAUGGAUUUAUUACAAACCAACAAAAUGACCAACUCCCAGUUGGCUUGUUAUAGCCUUGUAGCUCAGUUGAUAGAGCAUUGCACUGGUAUCCCAGAGGUCAUGGGUUAAAAUGUAUAUGCCUGAAUUUUUUACAGGUGUUGUUUUCACUGCUGCUUUAUCAUUGGGAAUUCAAAUAUAUGAUUUUCAUACACAUGUAACCACAGUUGAAUUUCAAAUGUCAGGAUCAUACAGUUUGAAGAUUGUAUACAUGGUUACCAUAGCAACAUUAGUACAUCUUUUGUAGUAUGUUCACAGGGCAUUGUGAAGAUGCUAUGUCUUAGAUACAGCAGAAAUUCUGUUGUUUCAAUAUUGUCUGCAUAAUGAAAUAAUAUUCUUUAUAUAUUUCAAGAAGAUACAACUGUAGAUAUGUAUGUUGUGUUUUAGUCUGCAGCAACAUAUGUCAAUUGGAAAGAUACAAACGUUAACAUUAUUGAUACACCAGGUGAGUCUAUCAGCCAUUAAAUUUUUACAUGUACACCCUAACAUGGAGGUGGGAAUUUUAAUGAGUCCAUCUUUAAAGGUUCAAAUGCAUGGGGGAUUACCAGGAAGAGGAGGGGGGGGGGGUAUUGAAGCUUGGACUUAAGUGAUGCUUUAAAACCAAAUUAUGAGAGUGAGAGGGGUAAGUUUCUCAUUGAUUUUUCAAGUUUUUUUUAAUUGUGGCACAAUGACAAUACUCCAUUACCUUCCCUUACUAUGUUAAAAAAAGGAAAGAAAAAAUUUAAUUCACAAGGAAAUAUAAUGGGUACUAACAACAAAAAAUAAGCAAGGAAAUUAAAAAUAUAUAUGAAUGGUGGGCAGCUCCAAUCAAAUCAAGCAGACCCCCUUGAUUUUUCAAGUCGGAUUAAUGAAUUUUUACAGCUUUAAAUUUGCUGACAAAUUUUCACAAUCAUCAGGACAUGUGGAUUUUACAGUAGAAGUGGAAAGAGCCCUGAGAGUUCUUGAUGGUGCCAUCCUGGUGUUAUGUGCUGUUGGAGGGGUGCAGGUUAGUGUCGUAGUCUCCUGAGUUAAGAGUUUAAGGCUUCUUCCUGUCUGUCUCCAGGCUUCUUCUUGUCUGUCUUCAGGCUUCUCUAUCGCCCACAGCUGUGAUUGCUUCUUUCCAGGUUCUCAACCCCUACUACAUAUUAAGCUCUUGUGACUGUGCUUUUUCACAUCUUGCAUGGGUGUCCUAGCAUUGCCCUCUGGUAAUGCAAGUCUGUGCAAUAGUGUUUUUGAGUGGUGGUCCAUUCUCAGGAUGUGACCCAGCUGAAAGUGAGAAAGCAGUAAAUUUUGAUAAUCAGUAGCACAGAAUAUUGUAAGUUGUUGGUGAGAGAUGUCUGUGAAUAAGAAUUGGCAUUUGAAUGAAAAAAUGAACACAACAGAGAGUAUGGCAACUUCAGUACAAUGUUCUUCAUUUUUAAUGUAAUUAUGCUGUAAUAGCUACUCGGAAGAAUCUGAGAAUUUAAGUAACAUUCACUAGGUGCUACUACACUGUAAGCUAAAACUGUUACAUGAAAGUGUCAGUCCUUGAUUUUCAGGCAAGUGUUGGCAUAUUGCAGAUCCUAGAGGCUACAUGUACCAUCCUUAUAAAGCUAAAACAUUUGGUUUAUCAAGUAGCCAUGAUAAAAAAGAUGGUAGAUGCCGACAGAGACCAAAGAAUUGGUCACUCUCAUGUUGGAGAAGUCUGUCAUUGAACACAAUAACCAUAUAUGAUUGUUAAAUUACUAAUGGUUCUGUUUGUUUUCUUAAACAGAGCCAGACGUUGACAGUAAAUCGUCAAAUGAAGCGUUACAAUGUACCCUGUAUUGCCUUUAUCAAUAAACUUGACAGGUAACUUAUUAAGGAACCUAUUUUUUAAUUGGAAAUUUUGGUUUUCUGUAAAUCUUUGAAGUAAAGCCUUCAGUAAGUGCCCUAGCUUAUAAAAAAGAGUUCUUGAAGUUCCUAUCUACAAAAAUUAAAGGAAAUGCCUUUCCCCACAAAUUGAGUUUACCCACCAUAAAUAAGUAAAGUUAAUUGUCGCUUUUCAAGUAAGGCUAAACAGUUUUGUAAAUUUAACUUAGAACAUCAAGCUGUUAGACUGUAAGUAAACAAUGUUAGUAUAGUAUUUAGAUUUUGAACGGAAAAAGUGCCUUUCCUUCAUGCUUUUUUACAGAUGAGUGAUCAGGUUUUCUAAAAUUGUUUAGUGUGCAAUUUGUAGUUUUGAGCACUUAUUUUCAAUUUGAAUCUGUGUUGGAAAAACAACUACAAUCCAAGCACGGUCCAAUUGUUAAAAAUUGUUUUGGAUCAUAGAUUAUCAGUACUAAGUUAUAUUGUUAACACCUAAAUUUCCUCCAAGAAAAGAUCAUAUCUGGCCAAUACAUGUAUUUGAAAAACAAGUGAAACCCUUGGGUUUUCCUUCUUUUGAAGAGGCACCUCCAUCUUGUCCUAAAUUUCAAAUAAAUGCACUGGGGCUGGGGAUUGAAUGGCUGCACUUUUGGUUCUUGAAGUCUUGCAUUUGAUCCACGUCUGGACCUUACUGUGAAGUGCAACAUUGUCUGUAGGCAGCUGUAAACAAUAAGAAUCAAAUUAGCUACCAUAUGCAUCUGGGAGGUCACAUGAAAGUCCUUUCAGGAUUUUCCUUGGUAGAAUACACUUCAUACUUUGAAUGAUAUGAAAGUCCAAAAUUGAUGUCUAUUUUUCCUUCUUAUUUUUCAGAAUGGGAGCAAAUCCAGCCAGAGUUUUGAGUCAAAUUAGGUAAAAAUGGUCACAGUGUUUGUUGUUUGAUUUUUUUGUUGAUUUACAUUAAAGAGGAGCAUGUGAUAAGUAUAGCAUCUUGAUUUUCAAAAUAUUGAUAAGGCUCUUCUUUGUAUUUACAUAAAGAUAACACAUUUGGGUGGGAACAGUACAUUACAUUCAUCACAAACUACAUGUCUGGCCAAAACUUUUAUCUUACUGAGAUAUUGCAAUGUGUGUAGCCCCCCCCACCCCCCCCAAAAAAAAAAAAAAAAAAAAAAAAAAAAAUUCUUGAGAGUGAUUGAAAUGAUAAGGUGAAUGGAAUGAAUGAUGGAGGGGAAAGAAUGUGGAACAUUGUUUUUGUCAUAAAAAAGUUAAAACCCUGUUGUAAAGAAGGAACAAGGUAAAAUUUCUGUGAAUACAAAAAAUGAGAAACAGAACAAUGUGUGUGCAAAAAAUGACCUGAACAGUGUAGCAUUAAACAUUUCAACUGUGAGGCUACAAUUUGAAUUCCUAUGACCAUAGAUUGGAUUGACACUGAGAUUUGCAAGAGGUGACAAGAACAAUGGAAAAGAUCAUCCGCUACAUUUGAGAAGAUACUUGUUGCAUUUUCAUCUGUUUUUUUUUUAACUAUAUAAUUUGUAUGCUUAUUUUGAUUAUUUCAUUAGAACUUGAAAAUGACCUUGGAAUGUGGAAAUAAUGCUUGUUUUUAUCACUGAUUUUUACUACACGAUCUAUAUCAAAGAAACUAAUUAAAAAAACUGAAAAAAAUUCUUUUCCCUAGAGCAAAGUUACAACACACUGCAGCCUUCACCCAGUUGCCAAUUGGUUUGGAAUCUGAGGUAAAAGGAGUCAUCGACCUUGUGCGCUGGAAGGCUUAUUACUUUGAGGGAAAUCAUGGGUAAGCUUAUUCAUAAUGUCAUGACUUUUAUUUUAUUUUUAUUUAGCUGUUUAGCCAAUCACAUGGCUAGAAAUUAAGUAACCCUGCUCCAUUGAUUAUUAAGUCACCAUAACUUUGAGCUAAAAAGUCUCCCAAAAAAUUAAAUUAUGGUAAUUGGCCCUGUCAUUGUUAUACAACUACUGCUGAUUUAAAUUAUUACCGAACAGGUCUGAAGUGGUAGAAGGUGUGAUCCCUGAAGACUUGGUCAAUGAGUGUACAACAAGAAGACAGGAGCUGAUAGGUACAUGUACAAUCUGAGUUUUUUUUUUUCCAAAUGUUUUGUUUGAGUUAUGAUAAUGGCCAAUCAGAACAAAGGAAAAUAUCACAGGGAGCCAAUGGGAACUCAAAGUGAAACAAAGUAAAAUUAAGUAUUGGAAAAUGCCAGUCAUCAAGUUCUGAUUAUUUUAAGUUUUUAAUUUGAUGGGAUAAGAGCUUGAGAGAAAGGGGAAAAUUUUCUGGACCAAUCUCCCAUCAAAUAUCAAUACAACAUCAAGCAAACAAGUGAUGAGAAUAAAGAAAACUAUCAAUUAAGGGAUUAUUAGUUGAUCCAAUACCAAAUUCUUUAAUUGUAAGAAUUGUCCAUCAUAAGAAUUGUAUGGCAGACAGUAACAAGAAUUACUAAUUAGAUUUUUCAGUCAGAGUGUUAAAGUGCUUAACCCUUCAACUCCCAGAUCAAAUUUGUAAUUCUCCUUGCUGUCAACUAUGCAAUUCCUAUGAUGUUAGUUCAGAGAAUUUAGUGUUGGAUCAACUUAGUAUCCCCAAAUUAUCGUCUGUUAAGUGCUGUGGUUUGUAAUCAUUAGAAACUGUGGCUAAUGUGGAUGACACUCUUGCGGAGAUGUUUCUGGAAGAAAUACCACCUACAGAGGAACAAUUAAUUGUAGGUAUUUUGAAAAUAUUAGGGCUGGUAUAUGGAUGAAUGGAUUGAGCUGUAUAUUCGAUAGAUUUCCUCUCUCUAUAUUGGGCUGAAUUACAUACGCAUUUUGAGUGGUUCAUGCCCAUGAUAUAUAGAACAGACGUACAGAUUAUAUCACUAUCAACGACAUUUUACGUUUUUAUCAUAUAACACAAAUACUGUUGAUUCUAACAUGGUCAUUUGUUACUAUCAGCUGAGUUGAUAACGUAAAUUGGCCACCGUUAAGAAUUUCAAAGCUGACGUUUCGAGCGUCAGCCCUUCGUCUGAGCGAAUGACGAAAUGCUAACGCUCGAAACGUCGGCUUUGAAACUCUUAACGGUGGCCAAUUUGCGUUAUCAACCAAUUUCAACAAUUGAUAAUACCAAAUUACCUUGUUAUACUCUCCCAGCAACGCAGCACCACAGUUUCUUUGGAAACGUACCCCUUGAGCCUAUGUUGCAGUGGGUUUGAAUUGUAAGGAAUCGCAGAAUGAAGAAAAGCCGGCAGGCUCCCCCUCCCGGUCCCCUUAGCUCAAGGUCUGGAUCCGCCACUGAUGUAACUGCAGCUGAAUAAGGCUUGAUAAUACUGUAAGAUUGCUUUAAACUCGCAGAACAAGAACUCCAUCCAAAACUCACCCUAAGAAAUGUUUAUUGUAUUAGGCUGCCAUUCGCCGAGCGACCAUAAAGAGAUGCUUCACUCCAGUUUUUGUUGGGUCCGCACUGAAGAACAAGGGGGUCCAGGUCAGUGGUUGAAAAAAGAAUGGGACAAUCUUUUUUUUUUUUUUUUUUUUUUUAACAAGAAGAUUCGUCAGAGAAUAACUGUAGUUGCUGGCGAAGAUUAUUGAACCCCAGUCAGAUCACCUUAUUUUUAACCAGAUGCGUGCUCCACCUCAAAGCCACAGAAGACUUGAUCGAUACGAUGCAUAGAUAAGGCCGAGUAGGAUGAAUGUCGUAACUAGGAGGCAAAAUCCUAGAAAGAGAAACAACAAUGGUUUGACAUAACAAAAGAAACGAAAACAAACAAAAUUUUUUUAUUUUGGCAAUAUUUUAGCAAAAUACAUAAUAAACAAUCCCUACCUGCAAAAUAGCGAAGCUAAUCGAGGCGGGAGGGAAACACACACAAAAAUAAAUUCUUCAAUAACAAGUUUGAAUGAACAAAGGAAAUGACAAGGAGAGCUUUCAUAUACACAAACAAUGAAAAACAGUUCACAAUAGUUUACAGAUAAGCCAAUUGGGCAUUACACAUUACAACUGGAAUAAAAUUACACGCGGAAAAAAAAAAUUUCCUAAAUUUAUCAAUUAAAGUAUAAACAUCAACUAAGUAUCCUCUCGCAUCCAAAUGUUCAGCAGCUGUCUAUACAAUAGUCUUUUAAAUUUAUACAUAGGUAGAGAACGAAGACAGGUGGGAAUGCUAUUCCAGAUCCUUGCGCCCAGUCUGGAAAAUAAUUUUUCAUAGUUCUGUUCUCGAAUGUUUAAGAUAGGAGUUGCCAGCCGCUGAGGACGUUGUAUAAUAGUGACGUUUUUCUAAAGAAUAACUAAAUAAUUCUGAAAUGUAAGGAGGCGUAAGGUUGUAGACAAAAUCAUGCAUGAAAGAGCAGAUUGUUUUGAAAUAGAUCAGAUGAAGAAGAAGUAUACGAGUGGACAUUUUGCUCAUUGCUUCUAUUUUUCUUCGCCCCGACGAGGCUUCGAAAAAGACAACACAACUCGCAAAAUAUUAUAUGUAUUAUACGUUAAACCAUCUAUUAAGGUGAAUGUAUUGGACACGCCAACAGGUCUCACUGCAUUAAAAAUGUUUUUCUGUCCAUCAGCCUCUCCUUGAUGGUGUUGUGGAUUACCUGCCUGAACCUUUUGAGGUGACAAAUUUUGCCUUGGAUGCUGAAAAGUAAGAAGUCAAAUUUAUUUGCACCGUUACAAAUAUCAUUUUUAGGUGUAGUUAAUGUAAACAACAUGAUACUUGUCAGGAAAUUUGGGACAGCUGCGUUUCGAAAUAAUUAUUAUUUUAAAGACCCGUGUGCUUAUUAAAGAGAUGUUUCAUUUACUGUAACAAGAUUGUUUUAUGUCUCUGCAAAUUCAAAGAAAUUUAGAGUAAGGAUUAAUUUCACAGAUCAGGAAAACAGAAAAUAAUGAAAGCAUUAUUGGUACAUAAUAGAUUGGAUUUAGCGAUGGAUAUUUACGUGAUUUUCUCUUGUUGGUAGUUUCCAAGUUGAAUUGGAAUUCGAAGUUUUAGUUUUUGUGAAAGCCAGAGAUAUUUGAGAGAAACUAUCAGAUCACGAACACCAACCAACUACUGCCUUGAAGAAAUAUAAAUAUGUUUGCCCAUUAAUCUCUGUUAUGACAAGAGGAUUUGGUUUUCUCAACUUGAGUUAAGUUUGUAAUGUAAAUUGGUCACCGUGGAGAGAUUCUAAAGCUGACAUUUCCAGCGUUUGCCCUUUGUCAGAGCGAAGGGUCAAUGAACUCCGUUGAUGAAACCAAAUCAGUAUCUUGUAAUACCUAAAGGGGGUAAGUUUCUAAAGAAACUGUGGUGCUGCGUCGGUGGGAGAGUAUUACAGGAGAUUGUAACUGACGUUUCGAGCGUUAGCCCUUCGUCAGAACAAAUGGCAAAGGGCUAACGCUCGAAAUGUCAGCUUUGAAACUCUUAACAUUGGCCAAUUUACGUUAUCAACUCAGUUGAUAAUACUAAAUUACCCUAUCUUGUAAUAGCCCUCGCUAAUGCAGCACCACAGUUUCAUUAGAAACUUACCCCCUUUAUUCAUUAAUCUCAGUUAUAAACAAGCUCAAAACACAAAGCAUGAAAUUGUUAUUGUCUAAGUGGAUUUUUUUUUAUCGUAGUGCUGGAGAGCAAGUGGAGAUGAGCAGUGAAAGGAGUUCUUCUCAUCCCUUCGUGGGUCUGGCUUUCAAGCUCGAGGUGAGGUGUUAUAUAAAGAGUUUUGUAUGUAAACCACUUCUAUGGAAUAAAUAACUGACUGCUUGCAGCGCAUGCGUCUUAUUGGGGCAGGUAACAAGCACGUUAGGGUUAGAGCAGAAGGUGGGGAGACUGGGAAAUUUCUAUUGCCCCACUCCCUCCCCUCUCCUUUCCUUUGACCGUCGCUCACCCCCUUGGAAUAAAGUUCUCUCUUACCCUAGCCUUCCUCUGCCGUGAAAAUCAAAGAUGGCAGCCACAGCUUUCAACGAGAAAAGACUUGGCACUCGCUCGCCAAAAUUACGCUUGCUCUGCAGGCUAAUGAUGAGAGGUAAUUUCUGCAAGUGCGAGCAAGCGCUCUUUGAUCUCACUACUCAGAUAAUUUUGGCGCUCUUAGUUUUCUGAGUCUCACGGUCACUGCAAGGUGUUAAAAGAUUACGGGACUUACUGCAACGAAAGCCAAGUAUGCUGAAUUGUCGAGCCCUUUUCACCGAAGUUUCAUUACGUUUUCGUCUGUUUGAUUUCCUUACAGGCCGGAAGGUACGGUCAGCUGACUUACCUCAGAGUGUACCAAGGCUUGUUAAAGCGAGGGGCUUAUAUCGUAAAUACUCGGACCGGGAAACGUCUUAAGGUGCCAAGGAUCGUCCGAAUGCAUUCGGACACUAUGGAGGUAACCGAAAAAUACGACGAUAUGAAAAUCUUAUCGUCGUUUUUGUAUUCUAACGACGCAAUCAAGGAAAACAGGCUGACUAACUCUGAUUAACCCUAACAUCAGUAUGCACAUUCUCCAUACUGGUCUCUAUACAUUUCCUAACGUGCUGGUAAGGAGAAUUGGUUUAACAAUCAAGAGGUUCUUUGUUUAAUUAUCAUUUUUUUUUUUUAUUCUCAUAACCUUAAUGUUUGAUUCAUGGGUGAUAUUGAAAGGAGAAAAUAGAUGCUGGUCACUCUCAGGAAUUAAAGGGUUAACAGGAUGGAUCAAUGGCAGUGUCUGAGGAACUGCGCGCCUAUUCCUCCCCUAACCCAACAACAGUCAACUGACAACAAGGUGGGCUAGAGGAGGGGUAUACAUUGCUCAAGUUCUUGUAAAUUCUCGCCAAUUAAAUCACCUUUAAACCGUAAUGCCUAAAGCGCUGAUAAUGUAGGGGCCUGUUCACAGUCUAAUGGAGCACAUAUUUUAGUAGCCCACAAUUUUUUUAACGAUUAGUAAUAUUACUCCUUCGUAGGAUGUUCAAGAGGCUGGUGCUGGCGAUAUAUGUGCCUUAUUUGGAGUGGAAUGUGCAUCUGGGGACACUUUUACUGUAGAAGGAGCCAAAUCACUCUCUAUGGUAAGGGCCAUUCACUACGGGUACGUGGCCCCCCCCACGGAGGGUGUGGGAAAUCAGUUGUGGCUGACAGAGUCAUGACUAUUGAAUGUUAACUGCCAAUAAGGGGGGGGGGGGAUUAGAGGAACAUUACGGAGCCUAAGGGGGGAUCAGGUAAACAUAAUCUUCCGACCCCUUCCCCCCCCCCCCCCCCCCCACCCAGGCGGCAAUUAACGCUAAGAAUGCUAAUCCCUACUCCCUAAUUCAUAAUUUUUUUUUUGUAUGGUCUAAUUCCUAAUUUCUUUCAGAGGGAACAAGUACCCCCUCCCCCCUCCUCUUUGCCUUUUGCUCCCAACUUUGUAACUUAGUCGGUAAUUGCGUCAAACUGGCUUCCGCGUGGCUUCUGCGGUGAUUGCGAGAAACUGGCUUCAGAGUUAAUCCGGUCGAAACCCGAAUUCUUGUUUUUUCUUUCAUCAUAUUUUUAAUUGAAUCAUUCCUUUGAGGACCAGCUCGUGUCUCCGCAUGUGUCAUUCACAAGUCAAAUUUAACUUAUUUCAUCAAUCAUACCCUUGUUUUUACAAUACUUCCUCAAACGUAAGAGUUAGUGAGCGAGUGGUCACGUUUCAUUAUUCUUCACAUGUAUUUGCGAGCUUAAGACUGAAAAAAUUGCACUUUGCUCGCUUCUAUCACGUGGUUUUGUUGGUUGUUUAAAGUGCCUGGGACUGUCAAUCAAUAAAGUUUAUACUCUUCUUUACAAGUAUCCCAGACUGUCCUUAUGAAGAAAAUGCCUCGAAAAAACUCACUGUAAGGGUUAAUAUUUGCUGCUAAUACCUCACACUACACACCACCCUUCCCUGUUUCUUUGCAAAAUAUAAGGAUUCAAGGCAAAAAUAUGAUGAUCGCAACUAUUGAAUUUCGAAUGUAACGCGGUUAUGGGAAACAAAAAAAUAUUAUUUCAUGCUUUUUGUUGCAGGAACCAAUUUUUGUUCCUGAUCCAGUUAUUUCGCUCGCUGUAGAGGCAAAGAACAAGGUGAAAACUAAUCGUCUGAAAGUCUUUAUUAUCGUAAAUUGUAUGUUACUGUACACCCUUCUGAAGUAACUGGCUUAGCACUGAGUUCUCUUUUUUAGCUUGCGAGCGGAACAAAAUAUGAGCGUUGCAGUAAACGCGUUUUGCCGCCCUCUGAGUCUGGCACUAAUGAUCAGUGCUAGACCACUUAAAAACCUCUCGCGGGCUCGCAUCGCUCUAGACCUCAUUCUUUCGUGCGGGUGAAGGAACCCCCGUGUUGAAGCGCUUUUAAUGAAGGCCUGUUCUUGGGACAAGAAGGUAAUUUAUUAUUAUCAUCUAUAACUUAAAUUCGCUACCGUAAAAGAGUUCAAACCUGACGUUUCCAGCGUUAGCCCUUCGUCAGAGCGUGGGGCUAACGCUCAAAAUGUCAGCUUUCAAACUCUCUACGUUGGCCAAUUUACGUUAUCAACUCAGUUGAUAAGAGCAAAUUACCUUGUUAUACUCUCCCACCGACGCAGCACCACAGUUUCUUGAGAAACUUACCCCCUUUUCUCUCAGGAUAGGAUCUUAUUUUGGGUUAUUUUGUUGCGCUCUUGGGCAAGACAAUUUGAUCUCAAAACACUCUCAGGAAUAUAAUUUGGUUUUGGAAUCAUGAAAAGCAUGCGAGACAUUCUUAAGUCUCUUCGUGCCGCAUAAGUCGUGAACAUACCUGCCUUAAAAAUCUCUAAUGCUAUAGAGGUAAACGAUUUAUCAACCAUUUGAUUCGACUUGUUUCUGUUUAGAAUGAUUUAGCUCAGUUCUCCAAAGCUCUUAGUCGAUUCUCUCGUGAAGACCCAACAUUUAGAGUGAGUUUCGACGAUGAAAGCAAGGAGGUAAGGAAACUUUUGCGAAAAAUAAAUUUGUAUUCAAAACUCUUGAAAUUUCACCUCUCUCCCGUGUUCUUCUGUUAGCGAGGCUUGUUUUAACUAUCGAAAUUUAGUACAAGUGCUUCCUGUCAAUGGGUAAGUCGCAGAACAAUACUUUUCCCAAUGAGGGUUAAUCCUUUUAGUGAUGUUUUGUUUUUCUCAUCUUUGUCAGACUAUCAUUUCUGGAAUGGGAGAGCUUCAUUUGGACAUAUACACCGAGGUGAGGGCGGCAUUAUGAACAUGUGAAAUAUGGGCGAUAGUUAAUUCUACGCCAGAGGUGUCAUAACGCUUUCUGCGCGCGACUAAUUAACAACUGUUUCCCUCAGAGUCGGUGGCUAGGGAUGGAUUUUUAUCAAGCCGUGACACUGGGGUAAAUAGUUGUUUUAGCAUGUACUAAAACAGUGAGAUAGUAUAGCACUAAAAGAUGAUUUAACUCGUUGUUUCCUGUGACGAGUAUAAUAUUUUAGAGCGCGAGCUGCUCAGAGGUGGCUAGAAAGGAUAUCCGGAAUUUGAGUAGCCAAUCAGAGCGCGCCUUCAACGCUAUCAACUAAUACUUGCUUUUAUUUCUGUUAACCUUUGAAUAGUCCAUUUUACAGUUGUGUGCUUGGUUGCCAAGCCUUUGAACAGGAAUGAGGCUAAGGGUGAUUUUGUUAUGAUACAAACCUUGCUGCUUUUCAAAUGCAAAUUACUUUGUUAUCAUGCUAACUAGAUACUGGUCUCUAUCACAGCAAGGUCACCUUCAGCCUCACUCCAAAUCAAAGGCAUGGCAACUAAGUACAUAACUGUAAAAUGACUUGUUGUCCUUUCUGGCUGCUGCACAAUUCCUUGUAGAUUAGUUACUAGAAUUUGGUGUUAGAUAAAGUUAAAAACCUCUGCUUGAUAAGUUUGAGUAUUCUCAUUACCUGUUUGCUGGAUAAUGUAUGGAUAUUGUAGGGAGAAGUUACAUGUUCAUCACAGCUGGGAGGUUAAUGAAACAUUGCUGCUUGUUCGGUUCUCGAAACAGGCGUUUGUUAGUUUAACCCUUUAACUCCCAGAUCAGAUUUGUACUUCUGCUCACUGUCAACCAUACAAUUCUUAUAACGUUUGUUCAGAGAAUUUAGUAUUGGAUCAACUAAUUAUCACCAAAUUUAAAUUUUUUUCUUUAUUCUCAUCACUUAUCUGGUUGAUAUUGAGUUGAUAUUGUAAGGAGAAAUUCUGUCUUGGUCACUCAUGGAAAUUAGAGGGUUAACAGCAACGUAAUUUGUUGCCCUCGUUUAAGUGUUUAAGCAGUACAAAGAAAAGGCAGUCAAUGAUAAUUUUUGAGGGAGUAAUUGAAGGCGACUCGAAAUUCCCUAUGAUUUGAUGAUUAAAAACUAUUCACCGAAGUGGAAGAGGCUAUGGGUGGAUAUUUACCGGACCGCGAAAUGGUGAAUGAAACAUCCACUGCCAGCUACUGAGGUUGAGGUAAAUAGUUAUUUUAGUACAUACUAAAGCAGUAAGAUAUACAUCCAAAAGAGAUGAUUAUGACUCAUUUAUUACUGCAACGUUCGGCGAGUUACUCGGAAGUGAAUUGCAACGGAUAUUCAGAGUUUGAGCAGCCAAUCAGAACGCGCCUUCAACACUAUCUACUGUUUUAGUAUGUACCUAAGGGGUAUAAUCGCACACAAUUUGAUGCGUUAAUGUCGACUUUAUUAUGUUUAACUUUCUAGGGUGACAAUGUAUAAUUACCAUGACAAAAGCAUUUCCUCAACUUUAAAGCUAACACUUGAUGUUACCUACAUGUUACCUUAAGCUUAGAGUUACUAUAAAGUUACUUCAAAGUUGCUAUUGCGUAUUAUUAUCAUCUAAAGCAAUACGCGAUUUUCGUUUUUUUUUUUCACAGAGAAUGCGAACAGAGUUUAACUGUCCUGUAAUAUCCGGUAAACCCAAGGUAGCCUUCAGAGAAACAAUAAGCGGAAAGGCCACGUAAGUGAUCAACAUCUAAUUUCUCUUAACUUUUUCAUAACAAUUUGCAGAAGAGGGUUUGUGAGAAUAGCAGGUAAAUUAGUGUCAACAACUGAGUUGAAAGUGUAAAUUGACCACCGUAAAGAAUAAAAAAGAUAACAUUUCGAGCGUUCGCCCUUCGUCAGAGCAAUUGAUUUAUGAGAAUGUUGACACUUAGCAGUUGAAGAGAGUUAUCUCCAUGUAACACUGUAUUCUCUCAACUAAUUUGCUGGAAAACGUGAAGGAACAAGAAUGGAGAAUUUCUUAUUAGAUCGUAGUAACCAAAUGUCAAAUGGUUGAAUUUUAGGUUUGAGUAUCUUCAUAAAAAGCAAACAGGAGGAGCUGGCCAAUAUGGCCGAGUCAUCGGCAGAAUCGAGGUAUUUGACAGCAAAUUCUUCUCGAUAACCUGGUAGAGUAGUUUCCAACUGAGUCUCAAAGGUGAUUUGGAAUUGCAGUAGUUUUGCUUUUGAACGCUCUGUGAUUGGUCAAAAAAAACUUGCAUCACUCUCUCAACCAAUCAGGUGAAAGAGUAAAUCCAAUCAUGACUUGACGGCGGUUUGCUAGUUGACUGUUAGCUCUCUGUGAUCUGUUACUUUGUUGUGAUAGGCCUGCAAUGAUUAGGUUGUUUAAGGUUUGUGGCACUCAGUUGAGAAGCAUUCUUUCAGUGUCCGUUUUUUUACAUACUUGUUUUUUGCAUGUUUCUGUGCUCUUUUGUUUUUGUAUCAGUUGAGAUGGACUCUUCCAGUGUCCGGUUUUUAUAUGCUUUUUUUUUGUUUGCUUUUUACUUUUGUCUCAGUUUAGAAGCACUCUUACAGUCUUAUACUUGUUUUUUCAUUUGCUUUUAGCUUUUGUCUUUUUUUAUCUAGUUUAACUUAAUGUUACUCAGAGUACCUAAGUGAAGUUUCAGCGCCAUUCGUAAACCAACGUCUGUCUUGCGUUCACUUUUUGCUUCUUUUCUUUUGUCUUUGUUUUCCUUUAGUUUGCUUGGGUUGCUUUGCUUUUUUUUCUUCCAUCUGCAUUUCACUUUUCCUCUUCCUUCCAGCUGUCACGCCCUUAUCCCUGAAAUAAAACAAUGACAAGAGCAGUGAAACUAAAACGUUGAAGAUCCCCCUAGAGAGACCCAUUAGACGUAUUGUAACCGGAGGGGGAGGGGGAAGCAUCGAAUUCCUAAUUUCUCCACAUGAAAAAUCUCAUCGUCGUUAUGAGGAACCUAAUAGAAGGUCUAAUUGCUAUGGGAACUUGUCUUCCCCGUUCCACAAGGGUGUGUUGCGUAAAAAAGGGCUGUUCCCCUCCUUCUAUUGGUAUGAAGAACCUAACCAGGCGAAACAUUUCCCCCCUCUUAAUCUUUAGAUAUUCCUCCAAUCCAUGAGUGAGAGACAUGUUGAUUUCUUGUUCGUUGUUUGCAGCCUAUGCCACAAGAAUCCCUCACAGAGCUCGAAUUUGUCGAUGAAACUGUGGGCAUGAACAUCCCCAAGAAUUUUAUUCCUUCUAUAGAAAAGGUAACUGCAACUUGAAACUGUGCUUUUCAAUUGGAUGCGAUUUAUGAACAUAAAAAUUCGUUUCACGCGCACAUCGAUAGGUUAAACUUGCUCAAACAUGUUUUUUGGUAAAUGUUUUACUUCUCAGGGUUUCCUAGAAAUUUGCGAGCGUGGCCUUCUCACAGGGCAUAAGCUGGCUGGAAUUCGUUUUGUCCUUGAAGAUGGU
Messenger RNA from Pocillopora meandrina, 16259 nucleotides. The record is from the annotation of a GenBank genome assembly. Lineage: Eukaryota; Metazoa; Cnidaria; Anthozoa; Scleractinia; Pocilloporidae.